AUGUUAUUCCGUACUCUUUUUGGAGUGCUAUCGCUCCUGGUAGCCAGCGCCUACUGUGAAGUUGUGCGAUACGAACGCCCAUCCAUCUACGACAAGUCUGCACACUUCGCACUCCAAGUCAAUGGAACCGAGAUGUACACCGUCAGCUAUGCUGGCUAUGACUACGUCCAUCUCUCCAUGGACCAGGGCCACCCAACAGAAUUCCGAAUCAGAACCCUGUCCCAGGGCUCAACUAUCAAAUCCUAUUCGAUUACACCUAAGCAGCUCCCCAUCAAAGCGAAAGUGGAGGGAAACGAGCUCGUUUGGUCCAUGGAGAAGGUGCACUAUCUAAUCGUCAAGAUUGAUGACCUGAAAGAGUUUGUCAUCGUCGUCGACCCUAAAGAAACAAAUGCUCCGAAAUCGAAGGGAACCGGUAUCUUCAACGUGCUCGAUUACAAGGCCGACAAUACCGGAAAGACCAUCACCACGGGAAUCCAGGCUGCUAUGGACGCAGCCGCUAAGCAACCAGGAAGCAUCGUAUAUGUCCCCGCCGGUCUAUAUCAAAUCGGAAACCUGAUGCUCCGCAGUAAGACGUCUCUCUAUCUGGCGGGUGGAUCAGUCUUGCGGUUUACAGGCAAGCCUAGCGACUACAAGAAGCUCUACCAUAAGAGCGAUCUUUUCGACGGCACAUGGUGGAUCCAAACCGAAUUCGACUCUACAGAUAUCAAGGUGUACGGACGAGGAACUAUUGAUGGAAACGGAUAUAACACACGCCAAAAUAAGUACAUGGCGGACCUGCUGGUGCCCGUCGGUACCAAGAACUUCCGCUGCGACGGAGUCUUGGUCCGAGACAGUUCCUUCUGGGCAGUUACUCCUAUCCAGGUUGAGGAUGCUCUGUUCACAAACCUGAAGAUUCUCGACCGCCUUGACGUUACUCAGAAUGACGGAAUUGAUGUUGUUGAAUCCACAAGAGUGACCGUCAGACGCGCCAUUGCCAUCGCUAACGACGAUAGUUUCUCGACCAAGACUUGGCCCUACAAGACUGGAACAACUGUGCCAUACCCUUACUCGCCAAGACCUCUCAGCGACGUGGUAUUUGAAAACACGGUUGCUUGGACCAAGUGCUACGGCUACAAGGUUGGCCAAGGUGUUCUCCAAAGACAGAACAACGUGACCUUCAGGGAUGGCACCGUGUACGCCGCUGGUGUCGGUAUCGGCAUCCAUCAUCUAUUCGGGACAGAGAAGGCUACCAAGGUCACAUUCCAAGAUAUUGACAUUGAGAACCUGGCCGGAAGUCCCGGCGGGCGUGGUACAUGGCUGGCCGUAUGGAUUGCCCAAGGCGGCAGAGGCGUUGGCUCGGUUGAGGACAUUCUCAUCAAAAACAUCAAGGCCCGGGACCAGGGCCACAAGAAUGGGUUCCUGCAAGGAUACAACGCGUCGGCGAAAGUUAGCGGUGUGACGUUUUCGGACGUGUACAUGCUGGGAAGCACGAAGCCCGCUACGUCGCUGAAGCAGAUGAACUUGCUGAACACCAGCUAUUCGGAGAACAUCAAGUUUGCUAACUCAAAGUAA
Clonostachys solani is the source of this 1551-nucleotide messenger RNA. NCBI's taxonomy places the organism in Eukaryota, Fungi, Ascomycota, Sordariomycetes, Hypocreales, Bionectriaceae. The record is from the annotation of a GenBank genome assembly.